Mya arenaria is the source of this 5436-nucleotide messenger RNA. RefSeq names its product ufm1-specific protease 2-like. Bases 2 to 1747 code for a protein of 581 amino acids. The record is from RefSeq and is a predicted model, not a curated record. The transcript is spliced from 14 exons. NCBI's taxonomy places the organism in Eukaryota, Metazoa, Mollusca, Bivalvia, Myida, Myidae.
UAUGGCGACGUGUGUCAAAGUUUCCAGGAAACUCGUCGAAAACAGUCUGACUGAUGAUGGAUUACCUCAAUAUGUCUUUGGAACUCGAGGCAAUGAUUGCAUUUGUUUGUUGGGAUGUUCAAAUAAGAUCAGUGAUCCUGUAACAUCAUUGGAGGCUAUCGAAAGACUCCUUCCUGGAGGUAUAGAUGUUCUUGGAUUUGCUGUAGACUCUUUGGUGUGUCCUGACAAUGGAAAGAUUCUACAUGCUCUGGGAGAUAAAGAUAAACUUGUUGUCAACAAGAAGAAAGGGUCAAAAUCAGUAGAAUAUGUCUCUUUGAUCAGUGGUACUGGGGAAACAAGCGAUAUUAAAUGGACAUGUGAACAAAUUGAUGUUUUCUCAUAUGUCACUGUGAGAACCAGAUGUCAGAUUCCAGUUUCUUUCACUCUACCUGAAAAUGGUAAAUGGCAGCCCAGUUUACACAUGGAAGUGGAGAAAACAAGCACAGAGCUUUUCUCUGACAGUACCAUGUAUCACCUGGCAACCUCCCCAGUGUUGCUAGGCAACACUGGUUGUUAUGGGUUACCCAACUCUAGUAAUGUAACUGUGCAAACACUUGUGGACAUGGUCACUGAGGAGGAAGGUGGGAGAACUAAGAGCAAAAAAGAGAGAAAACAGUCCACAUUGUUGUUAGAUGUCUACAUGGACCAGUGUAACAGUUGUUCCUUACAGAAUGUGCCAUCUUGCUCACCUGUAAUUAAUUACAAGACAGGCUCAAAAAAGGUUGUUAACCUAGUCCUAGGCCUGGACGCGGUCUCAAUAUUUUCUCCCAAUACUCCUGUUGAAGAAAUGACAGAGACACUGGGCCAGGCUCUACGCAGACAAGUCACUGCCAUGGAGCAUUGUAUUGUACAACAUAGUCAAAAGAAUACAUUUAUCACCGCUGUACCAUAUCACUGUCAACCAGUGCUGUCUGACUCCCUCUUCACUGUUGUAUACCCAAAUGGUGUAAUUGACGAGAAACUAGAGUCCUAUCGACGUGAGAUACAUCAGUGCCUUUCCCUGCCAGAAGACCGCCCCAUGUUUCGACGGGCUAACCAUUGCUCGUUUCCAGGGGAACAACCGAAUUCUGGGGGAUAUAUGGUUAAUGUACAUGAACAUGUGCCCAAGUCAAAAGUAACAGGAGGCCAUGUGUGGUGCGUGCAAGGCCAGUACACAUACCAUCACUACAUGCAGGAUCGAUUUGACGAUAACAAGUGGGGCUGUGCGUACCGGUCCCUACAGACCCUUGUGUCCUGGUUCCGCCAUCAGGGCUACACUGAUGUAGACAUUCCCUCACAUAAAACAAUACAACAGACUCUAGUUGACAUUGGGGACAAGGAGCCAAACUUUGUAGGCUCUAGGAAGUGGAUUGGCUCCAUGGAAGUCAGCUUUGUACUCGACACUCUUAUUGGGGUAACAUCUAAGAUCCUGUCUGUUAGUACUGGGUCUGAGCUAGCAGCAAAGGGGAGAGAACUGGCAGCCCACUUUCAGACCCAGGGAACUCCUAUCAUGAUAGGUGGAGGGGUUUUAGCCCACACAAUCCUUGGUGUGGAUUACGAUGAAGUGACGGGAGAUAUCAGCUUUCUCAUUCUUGACCCCCACUACACUGGGGCAGAGGAUCUCAAAACCAUCGUUGAUAAGGGAUGGUGUGGGUGGAAGGGGCCAGACUUCUGGGACCAGAAUGCUCACUACAACAUGUGCAUGCCACAGCGACCAGUCUGUAUCUGAAAAUGGCACAGAUAGGGAGCAACCAGUCUAACUGACAUUAUUUCCUCUGUUUUUGUCCGUGCUUUGUUUAACAUGUGCUUUACAUGUUUAACAUGAAUAAUAAAAACUUAUACUAACUUGUCUCUAAGAUCAGAAUUAUUUUUAUUUAUAUGUAUAUAUUGUUAAUGUUUUCAUAUUAAAUAUGAUAAUUAAUGUAUAUUUUUUUGUAAUUAUACAAAUGUAGCUGUGGGGUUUGUGAAAAGCGUUAAUUUCAGAAUCGCAAUGUUUUUUUAAUACUGUUUGUUAACAUUGGACCGAUUGUUCAGAACUUUUUUAAAGUUAACAACUAUGUUAACAUCAUCAAAAGAUGAAAUAUUUUGUGAUGCUCUAAUAUAUCAUAAUUUGUGUAAAACAUGUACAGCUGAAAGUUGUCGUAAAUUUUGUUAGAGAUACUGCAAGUGUAUCUAUGCAACUUUCAAGGCGGUAAAAACUUGCAAGUUAAAAGAACAAUGAUGCUAACAAAGUUCUAAACAAUCUGCCUAUCGUAUUACAAAAUGAUGCAUGUUUGUACAAUUUCUAUUAUUUGUAGACAAAAUUGAAUUAAUGUCAAAGCAAUAGAGUUUUCCUCAGUGCUGGCAGCAUCAUGAAUAAUGUUGGACAUGUCUCAGUUUGUGUAUACCAUGUGAUUAAUUAUGUCACAUAUGCUACGUUGGAAGGCAACAUUUUACUUAAAUUGAAGACUUUAAACAAAGAUAACUUUUCUUUUUCUAUACCAUUUUAAAUGAAACAAAGUGCAGUCUAUUAUCGGAGUUUGAUUAGCUGAUUAGUUUCUUCAAACACUUUGACAAACCUGCUUCAAAAAUAAUGUUUUGACAGUUUCAUAAUGCUCCAUCAGGCAGUGGUUUUGCAAAAAAGUUUGUCUAGGUGUUUUAAGAAACUGAACUCUCAAUCAAACUCGGGUAAAAGACCGAAAGCGGGGCUCUGUAAGCGGCGUAGACUGAGCUAUAUUUCAUUUAAAAUGGUGAAGAAAUAGUAAAGUUAUCUUUGUUUAAAGCCUUCAUUUGAAGCAAAAUAUUGCCUUCCAUAAUGUAUAAAGCAAAUUGUCAUGUGGUAUACACACACUGUUACUAUUACUAAGAAACUGUAAAAAUGGGUACACAUAUUAAUCAUGACAUUUUACAGACAUCUACCUAAUUUGCAGGUCACAUGACCCUGUCUAUGAUAUUCUAUUUUUAAGUGAGAAAGGCAGAUAUAAAUAUGCUUAUGUUGUCAUGUGGCUCUGUUGUUAAAUACUGGUGAGAAAGUACAUUAUAACAAUGUUGUACUACAUAAAUACCUAUUGUGUUCCUGUUGAUAAAGAUGAUAUUACCAUAAAGGAGUCAGCCUUACAAAUUACAACUAUUCAUUGUCUUAUGUUGAAAAUUGUUAUUUCUAUAUGGAGGGGUGUGUGCAUGACUGUAGUAAGUCCUAGAAAAAUCAGAAAGUUAGUACAGUCUUGCGGGCACCUCUCAAUAUAAAGUUUAUCAGAUAAUUAUAUAUUUUGACACUGGUAUCAAUAGCUUGUGACUCUAAAUUUCAGACCUGUGAUGAUUAUGAACAGUCUUUAGUCUAAGUUUAGACUCGAGUAGAAAACUGCAUUACGAACAGUCUUUAGUCUAAGUUCGGACUCGAGUAGAAAACUGCAUUACGAACAGUCUUUAGUCUAAGUUCGGACUCGAGUAGAAAACUGCAUUACGAACAGUCUUUAGUCUAAGUUCGGACUCGAGUAGAAAACUGCAUUACGAACAGUCUUUAGUCUAAGUUCGGACUCGAGUAGAAAACUGCAUUACGAACAGUCUUUAGUCUAAGUUCGGACUCGAGUAGAAAACUGCAUUACGAACAGUCUUUAGUCUAAGUUCGGACUCGAGUAGAAAACUGCAUUACGAACAGUCUUUAGUCUAAGUUCGGACUCGAGUAGAAAACUGCAUUACGAACAGUCUUUAGUCUAAGUUGGGACUCGAGUAGAAAACUGCAUUACGAACAGUCUUUAGUCUAAGUUCGGACUCGAGUAGAAAACUGCAUUACGAACAGUCUUUAGUCAAAGUUCGGACUCGAGUAGAAAACUGCAUUACGAACAGUCUUUAGUCAAAGUUCGGACUCGAGUAGAAAACUGCAUUACGAACAGACUUUAGUCUAAGUUCGGACUCGAGUAGAAAACUGCAUUACGAACAGUCUUUAGUCUAAGUUCGGACUCGAGUAGAAAACUGCAUUACGAACAGUCUUUAGUCUAAGUUCGGACUCGAGUAGAAAACUGCAUUACGAACAGUCUUUAGUCUAAGUUCAGACUCGAGUAGAAAACUGCAUUACGAACAGUCUUUAGUCUAAGUUCGGACUCGAGUAGAAAACUGCAUUACGAACAGUCUUUAGUCUAAGUUCGGACUCGAGUAGAAAACUGCAUUACGAACAGUCUUUAGUCUAAGUUCGGACUCGAGUAGAAAACUGCAUUACGAACAGUCUUAGUCUAAGUUCGGACUCGAGUAGAAAACUGCAUUACGAACAGUCUUUAGUCUAAGUUCGGACUCGAGUAGAAAACUGCAUUACGAACAGUCUUUAGUCUAAGUUCGGACUCGAGUAGAAAACUGCAUUACGAACAGUCUUUAGUCUAAGUUCGGACUCGAGUAGAAAACUGCAUUACGAACAGUCUUAAGUCUAAGUUCGGACUCGAGUAGAAAACUGCAUUACGAACAGUCUUUAGUCAAAGUUCAGACUCAAGUAGAAAACUGCAUUACGAACAGUCUUUAGUCAAAGUUCAGACUCAAGUAGAAAACUGCAUUACGAACAGUCUUUAGUCUAUGUUCAGACUCAAGUAGAAAACUGCAUUACGAACAGUCUUUAGUCUAAGUUCAGACUCAAGUAGAAAAAUUGCAUUACGAACAGUCUUUAGUCUAAGCUCAGACUCGAGUAGAAAACUGCAUUACGAACAGUCUUUAGUCUAAGUUCGGACUCGAACAGUCUUUAGUCUAAGUUCAGACUCAAGUAGAAAAAUUGCAUUACGAACAGUCUUUAGUCUAAGCUCAGACUCAAGUAGAAAAAUUGCAAUAUUCAGUUCACUGUAACUCUCUUUCUAGUUAAGUUUUGAUGAUGAAAUUUGCUGGAUUUUAUUACUCUUUGAAAUUAUACAAUUAUUCACAUUUAAUUUUGUAAAAUGAAUGGAAUGCAGAUGCUACUUUGUUAUUUAAUAAAAUUGCUUUUCUGAGUCUGAGUCUACACUUGGAUUUGAGACUGUUCUAACAUGGCCACAGGGUCUGUAUUCUUUAAUAUCAUGAGUUUGAGACUGGGCUCAGAAAAGGGAAUUCUGAAAUGUUUCAAUACAUCUUUAAUACCAGAUGUGAAUACUUUUUACAUAAAAUGUGAGCCUGAUUGUAAAACAGUUUAUCAUUAACAGAAUUAUUUUUAGAAUUAUUUCUCAUGUAAGAGCAGUUGUACAAUAAAUCAGCGUUAUUUUUCACACAGUGGUUAUUGAUGCAAUUGAAUUCAUGUCUAUUAAUGUUUGAAAUAUUUAGUUUUAACCUUAUGCUGAUCAUUAUAUCUAUUGAACACAUGGAUGACAUUAUCAAUAUACUAGUAGUUUUUUCUCCACAUUCAGAAAUAAUUGGGUGACAUAAUUAUAUGAUUGUAAUAUGCACAGAAAGAUGAUGAAUAGAAGGGUAAAAUACACACAAAAAUAAAUA